AUGGAAGAUCAUAUUUUUUCUCAUUUUAAUGCAAUUUUACUACUCAUAACCAUUACCCUUUCCUCCAUUUUCAUAGAUAAAUUAACACAAAAAUCACAUAAACUUUCAGAUUUCCCGCCAGAAAUAUCCGGUGGCUUACCGGUGAUCAGUCAUCUUCUCCAAUUCUCUGGCACCGAAAGCAUUCCAUUGCAUCGAAAAUUAUCUUCUUUGUCAGAUAAAUAUGGCCCCAUUUUCACUUUCCGGUUAGAAAUACCGCGUAUAUUAGUGGUAAGCAGCUAUGAUGCUGUGAAGGAUUGUUUGAAUAUCAAUGAUAAAGUGUUUGCUGCCCGGCCGGGGAGUUUGGCCAGAGAGUAUAUCGGGUACAAUAAUGUAAUGCUUUUUCUUGCUAGUUAUGGUGAUUACUGGAGAAAGAUUAGGAAAAUUGUUAUUAACGAAGUUUUGUCUAGUAGUAAGUUGGAGAAAUUGAGAGAUGUGAGGGUUUCUGAAGUGCAAACUAGUAUUAAAGAUCUUUACUCUUUGUUUCCGAUCACCGGAGAUCAAAAUCUUGAUUUUCCAGUCACCGCUGAUCAUUUUCCGGUGACCCGAGAUAAUUUUCCAGUGGGUGGAGAUGAUAUUAGUUUUAUCGUGGAUGGAGAUAAUGUUAUCAAGCCGAAGAAACAACCUCUGACAGAAAUCCAAAGGAGAUAAUGUUAUCAAGCCGAAGAAACAACCUCUGACAGAAAUCCAAGGUAAGGAUUCGUACAAUAAAGUCUUCUUGACCCUUCCUUAGACCCCACGCAUGGCGGGAGCUUUAGUGCUAAGGGAGAUAAGGUAAUCAAGUCGUGGAAACAGCCUAUGGUAGAACUGCCUGGUCUUUGGAGCUAAUCUUGAUUUUCCGGUGACCGGAGGUGAUUUUCGGGUGAAAGUGAAUAUUACUAAUUGGAUAGAAAAGUUAACACUGAGCUUGAUAGUGAAAAUGAUAGCUGGAAAAAGCUAUGGAAGGGUAGAAAAAGGUGGAAAUGAAGAAGAAG
Capsicum annuum is the source of this 1010-nucleotide messenger RNA. Its product is annotated as cytochrome P450 82A4-like. Lineage: Eukaryota; Viridiplantae; Streptophyta; Magnoliopsida; Solanales; Solanaceae. The transcript is spliced from 2 exons. Gene Ontology annotation, molecular function: iron ion binding; oxidoreductase activity, acting on paired donors, with incorporation or reduction of molecular oxygen; monooxygenase activity. Bases 1 to 687 code for a protein of 228 amino acids. The record is from RefSeq and is a predicted model, not a curated record. Gene Ontology annotation, biological process: defense response to other organism.